AUGUUUAGCAGUGAAGAAAGCACACUUGAGUUAUCACCUCAAUUCAUAACAGAUGUCAUUAUUUUAAAGAUCACUCCAUUCACAAGUGUUGAACACAUCAAACAUAUAUUCAGUACACCUAAUUUAAGAUGCUGUAUUUUGGAAUGCUAUCAUUUUGGUGAAAUGCCCCAUAACUAAGAUUUAUAUAAUGCCUUAUUGCAAGCUCAAUCUUCAAAGGGAAUCAUCUUAAUUUAAAUAUCCCAAUGUAUCAAAGGAUAACCAAUCAAGAAUUUUAAAAAGAUAAUGAAUGGCAUCAUCGUCUAAUAUGAUAUCACUCCUGAGAGUGCCUUGGCAAAGAUUGGAUAUCUCCUUGGAAAGGGAUUUACGAAUUAGGAAAUUAUUGAGAAAUUUCCAUAAAAUUUAUAGGGGGAAACAGAAUCAGUUAGACAAUUUGAAAAAUUUGAGGGUCAGAAAUAACAUUUCAUUUAAACUAUCUUAGAAACUCUGUAAAAGACUUCAGGAGAUGAAUAGAUUAGUCAGAACAUGGAUAUUAUGAAUAAAUAUAUCAUACCAAAUUUAGGUUGCUUUUUGGCUACCACAGGAUAAUUGGAUUUAAUUAAAGAUCUUAGAAAAAACGAAGGAAAUCUUAACAUUCCAGAUUUUGAUGGCAGAACUAUUCUUCAUUUAGCUGCUGCUUCAAAAUAAAUAGAAAUUAUUAAGUAUUUAAUUGAAGAAGUCCAUGUUAAUAUAAAUCCUGUUGAUUACCUUGGGUAUUCCCCUAUGUAUGACAUCCUCAUAUCAAGGGAUAAAGAAUUGAUUCUCUUCUUUUAACAAAAUGGAGGAGUAAUCGAAGCACCUCAUUAGGUAAUGGUGGAUCUUAUACUGACUGCUGGACUGAAAGGAGAUUUAUAAAUUCUAGAACUCAUAUUUCAUGGAGGUAUUAAGAAUCUUAAUGAAUUCGUGAAUGUGGAUAGCAGAAACAUAGGCCACAUGGCUGUUAUGGCAACCAACUCAAAAAUUAUCCGAUUUUUGAGAUUUACUGCCAAGUUCAACUUUAGCGAAAGAGAUCGAUGGGGUAACACACCUUACGAGAACGCUAUUGAAAUUAAGAGUAAAAAAAUUAAAGUUCAAAAUCUCAAUGAUGUAGCAAUUGAAGAAAUCAUCGAAAUGUUACAAACAAUUGGGAAUGAUUGA
Messenger RNA from Paramecium tetraurelia, 1173 nucleotides. RefSeq lists its product as uncharacterized. Gene Ontology annotation, molecular function: protein binding; asparaginase activity. Lineage: Eukaryota; Ciliophora; Oligohymenophorea; Peniculida; Parameciidae. The transcript has a single exon. The record is from RefSeq and is a predicted model, not a curated record.